Messenger RNA from Eublepharis macularius, 1825 nucleotides. RefSeq names its product protein kinase C and casein kinase substrate in neurons 1 (gene PACSIN1). Gene Ontology annotation, molecular function: phospholipid binding; protein binding. Bases 141 to 1478 code for a protein of 445 amino acids. The transcript has 10 exons. Gene Ontology annotation, biological process: actin filament organization; positive regulation of dendrite development; regulation of endocytosis. Lineage: Eukaryota; Metazoa; Chordata; Lepidosauria; Squamata; Eublepharidae. The record is from RefSeq and is a predicted model, not a curated record. Gene Ontology annotation, cellular component: endosome; plasma membrane; cytoplasm.
CGCGCACAAAACGCUCGAGGGAGGGUGCGAGCGGGAGGCGGCGGCGGCGCUCGCAAGCAGGCGGUAGAAUGCUGCAUGAGGCCUGGUGCUGCUCACAGAGUGGCUGAACAUUUGACAGUUAAUAACAAGGGCCACAAAUCAUGUCUGGCUCCUAUGAUGAAUCUGCAGCAUCCGCUGAAGAAAUAACUGACAGCUUUUGGGAGGUGGGGAACUACAAACGGACAGUGAAACGGAUUGAUGAUGGAUAUCGGUUGUGCAAUGACUUGAUGAACUGUAUCCACGAGCGGGCCAAGAUUGAGAAGGCAUAUGCCCAGCAGCUGGUUGAUUGGUCCAAGCGGUGGCGGCAACUAAUAGAGAAAGGCCCACAGUACGGCAGUCUGGAGAAAGCAUGGAUGGGCAUAAUGACAGAGGCCGACAAGGUGAGCGAACUGCAUCAGGAAGUGAAGAAUAGUUUGUUGAAUGAAGAUUUUGAGAAGGUGAAGAACUGGCAGAAAGAUGCCUUCCACAAACAGAUCAUGGGAGGCUUCAAGGAGGCUAAGGAAGCAGAGGAUGGUUUUCGGAAAGCACAAAAACCCUGGGCCAAGAAGAUGAAGGAGCUGGAGGCAGCCAAGAAAGCAUAUCACCUGGCAUGCAAAGAAGAAAAACUGGCUAUGACUAGGGAAGCCAACAGCAAGGCUGAGCAAUCAAUCACCCCAGACCAGCAGAAGAAGCUGCAGGACAAGGUGGACAAGUGCAAACAGGAUGUGCAAAAGACCCAGGAGAAGUAUGAGAAGGUGGUGGAAGAGCUAAGCAAGUGUACCCCACAGUACAUGGAGAGCAUGGAGCAGGUCUUUGAGCAGUGCCAGCAGUUUGAAGAGAAGAGACUUAACUUCCUGAAGGAGAUGCUGUUGGAUAUCAAGAGACACCUGAACCUGGCAGAGAACAGCAGCUAUGCUAAAGUCUACCGCGAACUGGAACAGACCAUUCGCAUGGCUGAUGCUCAGGAGGACCUCCGAUGGUUCCGUAACACCAGUGGCCCAGGGAUGCCUAUGAACUGGCCUCAGGUUGAGGAAUGGAAUCCAGAUGCAACACAAACAAUAAUAAGGAGAGACAAGCCCAAGAAGAAUGAAGGAGGCAACACACCCAAUGCCAGCGGAAGUGGGGAGUCAGCAGCACAGUCUGGGGAUCGUGGCAGUGUGAGCAGCUAUGAUCGGGGCCAAGCCUACACUGCAGAGUGGUCAGACGAUGAGGGUGGCAACACCUACAACUCCAGUGAAGCCAAUGGUGGUGCCAACUCUUUUGAGGAGGAGACAGCUGGGAAAGGUGUGCGUGUGCGAGCUCUAUAUGAUUACGAUGGGCAGGAGCAGGAUGAACUGAGUUUCAAAGCAGGUGAUGAAUUAACCAAAUUAGGUGAAGAAGAUGAACAAGGGUGGUGCAAAGGUCGUCUGGACAGCGGGCAAUUUGGUCUCUAUCCAGCUAACUAUGUGGAGGCCAUCUAGUUUUUGUCACGUUCUCCUCACUGUUGUCAGAAAAAACAAACCAACCCUCUGUCAUCUCUCAUCUCUCUAUGCCAGCCAAGUAGUCAUUUUGCCGUCCAGUCAUUCCUUCAGCACAGUUAGAGAUCUAAACAUAUUUUCCAACCAAUCUUUUAUUUUUUUAAUAGCCAUCUCUGAAGAGUAUUUUGCAGUCGCUUUAACCUUUUUUUUUAAGAUAAUGUGAUAUGAAAGGUUGACACUGUGGUUUGGGGGGGGGGUUAUUUUGUAAGUGAAAGUCAAUACCUCAAGCCCUUAAAGUCUAACCAACAAGGCUUCUGAUUGGUUGAUUUUAAGGGUAAUGUAAUGAUGAG